Gastrolobium bilobum is the source of this 610-nucleotide messenger RNA. RefSeq names its product protein SODIUM POTASSIUM ROOT DEFECTIVE 2-like. The record is from RefSeq and is a predicted model, not a curated record. Gene Ontology annotation, molecular function: metal ion binding. The transcript has 3 exons. Bases 240 to 464 code for a protein of 74 amino acids. Lineage: Eukaryota; Viridiplantae; Streptophyta; Magnoliopsida; Fabales; Fabaceae.
AAAGUUUCUCCUUUUCUUGCAGAAAGAAAAAGCUUCCACAAUUCACGUUAAGAAUCCAAUUCCGUCUUCGUCACCUUAUUUUUAUUAUAUAAAUAUUUGCUCCAUUUCACGCAGUUCAAGAAAAUCAUUAGAAGAACCUUUUUUUUUUUUUUUUUUUCCUUUUUCUUUAUCUUACACCAUUCCUCUUAGUUGAAGUUUACUCCUCUUCUCUGUUUUCCCACAUAUAUCAUCAAUCAGACAUGGCGAAUGUGGUGGAAGUGAAAGUUGGUUUGCACUGUGACGAGUGUAUCAAGAAAAUCCUCAAGGCCAUCAAGAAAAUUGAAGAUAUUGAAACGUAUAACGUGGAGACAGAACUGAACAAGGUCAUCGUUACGGGUAACGUCACAACAGAAGAAGUGAUCAGAGUCCUUCAUAAGAUUGGAAAGAACGCAACUCCCUGGGAAGAUACUCAAACCAAGAAGUGAAGUUUAAUGUAGCAUACAACUUUCCUUUUUCUCAAAACAAUCAUAUAACUUAUGGUAAUGUAUGCUAAGGUUCAAUUAUCUAUUAAUAAUGUAAUUAUAUCUAUCUCAGUUUUGUAAUUCUUGAACUUCAUCCGAAUAAAUUAUCG